Molecule: messenger RNA, 1520 nt
Organism: Physeter macrocephalus (sperm whale)
Lineage: Eukaryota; Metazoa; Chordata; Mammalia; Artiodactyla; Physeteridae
Gene: CDPF1
Product: cysteine rich DPF motif domain containing 1
Source: RefSeq, a predicted model, not a curated record
GAGUUUAAUUUGCUUCUUUUUUUUUUAGCUUUUUCUAGCUUCUUAAGGUAGAAAGUCAGAUGAUUUACUUUAAACCCUCUUUUCCAAUUUAAGCAUUUAAAACAGUGAAUGUCCCUGUAAGCACUGCUUAAGCUGCAUUCUAUGUAUUUUGAUAUUUUGUAUUUUAGUUUUCAUUUAGUUCAAAAUAUUUUCUAAUUUCUCUUGUGAUUUCUUCUUUGAAUUAUGGUUUAUUUGGACGUAUAUCAUUUAAUUUCCAAAUAUUUGGAGAUUUUCCAUGUAUCUCUUUGUUACUGAUUUUAAUUUAAUUAUUAUGGGGUUGGAGAAUGUACUGUAUGAUUUCAGGCUUUUAAAGUUUGAGGCUCAUUUUAUGGCCCAGAAUAUAGUCUGUCUCGGUGAAUAGCUCAAGUACGCUUGAAAAGAACUUGUGACCUUGAGCAGGUCUCGUCACUUACUCUGAACUUGAGGUGCCUUGUCUGUACAGUGCCCUUCUCACCUGUGGGUAAGAAGCAGGCAGUGGGGAGCUUUGAGAUGUGGGUAGCUCUUGGUUCUGUAGGCGACAUCUGUCUUCUGACCUUGCAGAUGGCGUGUGAGGCGGAGCGCGGCCCCUUGGGUGUGUUUGAGUGCCAGCUCUGUGCCUUAGCAGCUCCAUACAGCUACGUGGGGCAGCAGCCCCCCGGCACCAAGUCUGUCGUCCUCCUGGAGGAGAGCUACGUCAUGAGGGACCCCUUCACCCCCGGCAAGGACAGAUUCCUGAUCCUCGGCUCGAGAUGCAGCUCAUGCGGCAGGCUGGUGUGCGUGGGCCCGGAAUGCAGUUUAUUCUACGCCAAGAGAUUUUGCCUCCCCUGUGUCUGGGAGAACAUUGAUGCUUUCCCUCAGGAAAUUCAGCAAGACUUGGAGAAAAGGAAAGUCCCAUCCAAGAGGCCUGCCAGCCAGCCUGGUUCUCGAACAUGAGUCCAGUCGGGUACCGGGUCCGCAGCAGUGCGCUGCACGGGGCUCCCGGCCAGCAGGCUUCUGUGGCUCAGAGAUGGGGCCAAGCUGGGAGCCGCCGUGACCGACCUUGUUUCUGGGCCGUCGGGAGCCGUGUCUGCAGCCAGAGGGAGCUGGGGUCCGCCUGCAGCAGCACCAGGGCCAGGAGCCACGCAGAGAGGGCGCCCAAAAGGCAGGCCCCAGACCCCGGCGCUCCGAAGACCGCAGCACCCCCGCCCGCACGGCCCCCGCCUUAGCAGUUGGCGAGACACUGACUGUGGGCUCGCCGUGUGCCUGCCAGUUCUUAGGGGGCAGGAACUGCUCUGUCCGAUUCUGGAGUUUCCGCAGGACCAGUACACGCUGCCUGGGGGUGUUAGAAACAUGUCUGAUGAGAGUAUGAAUAAAGAGCUUCUACUGACCGAUGUUUGUGCCGGGUUUUGUCUUCUGGGGCCACAUUGUCCCAGGUCCGCUCUGUCACUGGACUCUACAGGUAGAGACCACGUCAGCUGUGAGGCUGGGGGACCGUUCCGGGUUAAGGGCAGGCCCUGCAGCUG